Molecule: messenger RNA, 2040 nt
Organism: Lasiodiplodia theobromae
Lineage: Eukaryota; Fungi; Ascomycota; Dothideomycetes; Botryosphaeriales; Botryosphaeriaceae
Product: Sodium hydrogen exchanger protein
Exons: 5
Coding region: 1-2040 (679 amino acids)
Biological process (GO): vacuolar acidification; sodium ion transport; proton transmembrane transport
Cellular component (GO): late endosome; early endosome; fungal-type vacuole membrane
Molecular function (GO): sodium:proton antiporter activity
Source: RefSeq, a predicted model, not a curated record
AUGGCCUCCUAUGUCGGUUGGGCUGUGACCGAGCUCGUCAAGCGCGAGACCAAAGAUGCCGAUACCGAGGAACCGGAGGCUGGCCAGCAGGAGAUCUACGCGUCAUGGUCCCUCUUUAUUCUUAUCUCGCUGCUCAUAAUAGCUCUCUUCACGAGCUACAUGCUGCAGACGAGAAAGAUCCAGGCCGUGCACGAGACGGUUGUAUCUAUUUUCGCCGGUAUGGUUGUGGGGCUGAUCUUGCGAUUGACGGCGAAUGAGGCUGUCCUGGGCGUCGUCAGUUUCAACUACCAGUUCUUCUUCAACCUUCUCCUGCCGCCCAUCAUCCUUGCCUCCGGUUACGAGCUACACCAGGCGAACUUCUUCCGGCAAAUUGGCACCAUUCUCACCUUCGCUUUCGCCGGCACAUUCAUCUCGGCGCUGGUGCUUGGUAUCUUCUUGUGGCUCUGGACUCGUCUGAACCUGGACGGUGUCUCGCUGUCUUUCGUCGAAGCCAUCUCCGUUGGCGCAACACUUUCGGCUACCGACCCCGUCACCAUCCUUGCCAUCUUCAACACAUACAAGGUCGAUCCCAAACUGUACACCGUCAUCUUCGGCGAAUCGAUCCUUAACGAUGCCAUUGCUAUCGUCCUGUUCGAGACGGCCCAGAGAUACAAGGACGCCGCUGGGGAGAGUUUGACAAUCAUCACUCUUUUUGAGUCAAUUGGAAUCUUCUUGCUGGUUUUCUUCGGCAGCUUGAUCAUCGGCCUUGUUAUUGGCGUCAUGACCUCGCUGCUUCUGAAGUUUACCUAUGUGCGCCGCUUCUCCAAGAUCGAGAGCUGCCUGGUCAUUCUGAUCGCGUACCUCAGCUACUUCUUUUCCAACGCCAUUCACAUGUCCGGUAUUGUCUCGCUUCUGUUCUGCGGUAUUUGCUUGAAGCAUUACGCGUACCACAACAUGUCCAGGCGCACGCAACUUACGACCAAAUUCGUAUUCCAAGUCAUGGCCCAACUUUCCGAAAACUUUAUUUUCAUCUAUCUGGGUCUGUCCCUCUUUACCGAAACCGAGCUCGACUACAAGCCGCUCUUUAUCCUCGUUACCGUUAUUGGCAUCUGUAUUGCCCGUUACUGUGCGGUUUUCCCCCUUUCGAAAGCUGUGAAUGGCAUUAUCCGCUACAAGGCUCGCAGGCGUGGCCGUGAGGUGGCUGAGGAAUUGCCCUGGUCCCACCAGGCCAUGCUCUUCUGGGCUGGACUUCGAGGAGCUGUUGGUGUUGCGCUUGCAGCUGGUCUUACUGGCACUAACGGAUACACCCUCCGUGCCACCGUACUGGUUGUUGUCGUCCUUACUGUCAUUAUUUUCGGAGGCACAACGGCACGCAUGCUCGAGAUUCUGCAGAUCCGGACGGGUGUGGUGGAGGAAAUCGACUCAGACGAUGAGUUUGACAUCGAGAUUGUUCCGGGAGGCGGCAGUGGCGCUAGUGGUGUCACAUAUACCUCCAAACAAGGCCGCGGCUUCGGCCACAACCCUCGACCCAGCGCGAACGGCUUCGUUCUCACGCCGGUGGAUCUGGACGACUCUGGCCGCGGCAAAGGUUUCAGCAGCAGCACUGUCAAUGGUGGCUCUUCCCCCGCAGCCCGUCCCAAUGGUAGCAUGUCCACGCGCCGCAGCUCCAGCCGGACGCAGAACCUCCGUGCUCAAGACUAUGCCGAGCAAGGCUUGCUGCAGCACGAGGACUCGGGCUCUAACUCGGACGUCGACAACGAUCUCGACCUACCUCCUUCGGCUCGCCGCUCGCCCGCUCGUCGCUCUUCACCGAACACUUCCGGUCCUGGCGCGUCAUCGUCGCCGUACACGGAGGAAGUGGCCGCGCCGGCCGAACCACGUGGAAGGCUGCAGAGAAUGACGGGCGCCACGGCCGCGGCGAGGCAGCUGUUGACGGGCCUGAGCGAGGAUCCGGCAAGCGCCUUCAGGCAGAUCGACGAAGGCUUCAUCAAGCCGCAUCUGCUGCUCGAUCCCAACUCGGGAAGUCGGCAUAGCGGAGGCUCGGGCAGUGGCUCGCAUUGA